CUUUUAUGAAUCUCCAAAUAAUAUAUCUAAUGAAGAGCAGGUUAUUGAUAUAUCAGUUGAACAACAGCAACAAUAUCUUGCAAAGAGAAUACACAAAAUACUAGAAAUGGUAGCAAUAUAUGAAAAUGAAUAUCAAUGUUGA
Messenger RNA from Racocetra fulgida, 142 nucleotides. NCBI's taxonomy places the organism in Eukaryota, Fungi, Glomeromycota, Glomeromycetes, Diversisporales, Gigasporaceae. The record is from the annotation of a GenBank genome assembly.